Saccostrea cuccullata (small rock oyster) is the source of this 708-nucleotide messenger RNA. RefSeq lists its product as uncharacterized. The coding region runs from base 1 to 708 and encodes 235 amino acids. The transcript has a single exon. The record is from RefSeq and is a predicted model, not a curated record. Lineage: Eukaryota; Metazoa; Mollusca; Bivalvia; Ostreida; Ostreidae.
AUGGCUGAAAUUCUCCUCGAAAUUCAUGGUCUACCAUUAGAAAAACUUCGUGCUCAGGGCUAUGAUGGGGCAUGCAACAUGUCCGGAAAACACAAUGGCGUUCAGGAAAUUGUAAGACGCUCGGCCCCUGAUGCUCUGUAUGUCCACUAUAAAGCUCAUUGUCUGAAUCUAGCCGUUGUGCACUCCUGCAAAGAGCCCAUCAUACGAACUAUGAUGCCUGUUGUGCAGGAGUGUGCAUUUGCGUUUCACUACUCGGCAAAACGCCUUGAAGCAUUUUCAGACGAGUUGAAGGAUGACCAAGACGUCAAAGAGGCGAUGGACAGGAAAACUAAAUUGAAGUCUCUGUGUGAGACCAGGUGGAUAAGCCGGCCUGAUGCUCUAAGUACUUUCAAAACAGCGUUUCUUGUUGUUGUCCAUACUCUGGAGCAUCUCGUCACACAACACGACGACAAAGCAGCUAUCUAUCUGUCCUCCAUUCUCCGAUUUGAUUUUAUUGUAGGUCUGGUUGCUUGUGAGCACAUCUUAUGCCUGGUUGUUCAUUUAUCACUCUUUUUACAGGAUCCAAAAUGCGAUAUGCUUUCCGCUAUCGAAGAGUGUCGUGUUGUUCUGACACAGCUUAAUGAUGCUAGAAAUAAUCAGCAGGUGUGGGACGCCCUUUUUGAAGAAGCAGUGUCUUUAGCUGAUCAGUUUGAUGUAGAGCCCACGUAG